AUGGUGGCUGAAAACUUGAUCAUCCGGAAUCUUAGUUCCACGCCAAUUACACUGAAGCGCAUUGAACGCUUUCGCGCCCCUGAGAAGGCUCGCGAUGUCGAUAUCGGCGCCCUGGCAAAGAACUUCACCAGACUUGUGACUAACGUCACUCGCGCUGAGGCGCCUGUCACAUCAAUUGAAGAAAACACCAAAGCUUUUGAGCACAAGGAUGUCGAUAUCCAUGUGGAACCCUUCAAGACGGUUCGCACUGAUCUUCGUUCCUUCAUUGACUCGGACAAGGAGCGAAUCCGUUGGGUUUUCGAGUCAAAGGGUGAGCGACACCAAAUCCAAACUCCAGUUCCUACGACCGAGACUGCCAGUAUGAAGCCGUUGAGCAACGAUGCCAAACUUAGGUUUACUGGCAUUUUCUCACCGGCGGGAUCCCACCUCGCCGUUUUCUCCUCCGCAAACUUGAACGCAUGGAUGCGAGAGCUGAAGGAUGAUACUCUGCUUUCCUCCCUCUCCAUCCCAGGAACGCACAACUCACCAACUUGCCAUGUUGCACCACCCUCUGUCCGCUGCCAGGCCGUCGACCCGCGCGAGCAGCUUAAAAACGGCGUCCGGUUCUUCGACAUCCGGGUCCAACCCAAGUUUCCUGAGGACAAAUCCAAGGACGAACUCGCCCUCGUGCACAGCACGUUCCCUAUUUCCCUAACUGGGGAGAAAUUGUUCCGUGAUCUCGAACGUGAAGUCAACGACUUCCUUGAACACAACCCCUCUGAGACCCUCAUCAUCUCUUUGAAACGCGAGGGCCCAGGAAAUCACACCGACCAACAACUCAGUCGUAUCGUUCGCGAUCACUACGCCCGUGACGGGAGUAGAUGGUAUACCGAUCCAAAAAUCCCAACCCUAGGCGAAGCCCGCGGCAAGAUUGUUCUUGUCCGCCGCUUCGACAUGCUUGAGGAACUCAAGGGCAUCCACGGCGGCCGAGGUUGGGGCAUCAACGCCACCGGUUGGGCAGACAACUGUGACAACGCCGCCUGUCCGAGUGGCCAAUUAGUCGUUCAAGAUUUCUACGAAGUCCUGGAAGCCCAGAACAUCGAUAAGAAAGUCCAAUACGUGACCGCGCACUGCAAACGUGCUGGCGAAACCUCCUACCCGUUUGGAGUUCUCCCAGGACCCCAGGCGACCAGGGCCCAUCCGUUUUAUAUCAAUUUCCUCAGCGCAAGCAACUUCUUCAAACUGGGAACAUGGCCUGAGAAAAUUGCCGAAAAGGUGAACCCGGCCACUGUUGAUUAUCUUUGCAGGAGGCAUGGAGAGAAAGAGGGGGCUGAUUGGGGAACUGGCGUUCUGGUUACGGACUGGGUUGGCUUGGAUGGGGAUUGGGAUCUUGUCAGGGCUAUUGUGGGGUUGAACGCUAAGCUUAUGACGAGACAGAGGAAUAAUGAGAACAAGGACCACAAGGAGAACCAUGAAAGAAAAUAG
Aspergillus puulaauensis is the source of this 1464-nucleotide messenger RNA. RefSeq names its product phosphatidylinositol-specific phospholipase C. Gene Ontology annotation, biological process: lipid metabolic process. Lineage: Eukaryota; Fungi; Ascomycota; Eurotiomycetes; Eurotiales; Aspergillaceae. Bases 1 to 1464 code for a protein of 487 amino acids. The transcript has a single exon. Gene Ontology annotation, molecular function: phosphoric diester hydrolase activity. The record is from RefSeq and is a predicted model, not a curated record.